AUGCUCCUAUUCAUGCUCCCCCGACGGAGCACCAUUGGCCGUGGGCCGAGGAUAUCGGCACUCAAACUGGUCUCGGCACGAGCAGUUGGCUCCCUUCCACGGCUCCACGCCCAGGUUGCCGACAUCUCCAGCGAUCUUGAGAACAACGCGAGUCGAAUGCCGCCGGUCUUCAACAAGUUCGGAGCCAAGGACGUGACUCCACCGGUGUACCCGGUAGCAACAGCCCUUCCACAGAACCGUGACGAGUUCUGGCGCAAGGUCCCGUUGUGGAGGGACGUUUCGACCAAAGAAUUCCUCUCGUACAGCUGGAGUAACUUGGUCGAAACCCAGCAGCAGCUCUACAACUUCCUGCAGACAACUCUCCCAGAUGAAGUGCCGUUUGACCAGUCCGGCAUGCGGAUGCAAACUCGCGAUGAGUUCAUCCGGGAUGUGUUUGAGGGCAUCACCGCCGCCACCAUGGCGGUGCGGAUGACUCCUUACAUCCUGAGCCGAAUAAACUGGCACAACCCCCGGCACGACCCCAUUGCGCGCCAGUUCCUCCCUCUCAAGUCGCGAAUGAUCCCAGACCAUCCCAAACUCAAACUUGACUCCCUCCACGAGGAAGCCGACUCGCCCGUCAAAGGCCUCGUCCACCGUUACCCAGACAAGGCCCUCUUUCUCCCAACCUCGGUCUGUCCAACCUACUGCACCUUCUGCACGCGGUCCUACGCCGUCGGCGCCGACACCGCCACCGUGCACAAGGCCUCGCUCAAACCGGGCCGGCGCCGGUGGGAGGAAGCCUUCGCCUACAUCGCCAGCCAGCCGCAACUCACCGACAUUGUCGUGUCCGGCGGCGACGCGUACUACCUGCAGCCGCAGCACCUGCGCCUCAUCGGCGAGCGUCUGAUUGACAUGCCCAACAUCAAGCGCUUCCGGUUCGCGAGCAAAGGGCUGGCGGUAGCGCCCGGCAGAGUGCUGGGCGGGGAGGGGGACGGGUGGGCAGAGGCGUUGGUGGGCGUGUCGAAUACUGCGAGGCGGGCUGGCAAGGCGGUUGCGUGGCAUACGCAUUUCAACCAUCCCAACGAAAUCUCGUGGAUCACGGAGAUGGCGGCUCAACGGUUGUUUGAGGAGGGGAUGAUGGUGAGGAAUCAGACGGUGUUGUUGAGGGGAGUCAAUGAUGACGUGGCGACCAUGAAGAGAUUGAUCAGGGGGUUAGCGGAUAAUAAGAUCUUUCCGUACUACGUCUACCAGUGCGACAUGGUCAAGAGCGUGGAGCACCUGCGCACGCCGCUGCAGACCAUCCUAGACCUUGAGGCGCAGAUCCGCGGGUCCAUUGCCGGCUUCAUGAUGCCCUCGUUCGUGGUCGACCUCCCUGGCGGUGGCGGCAAGCGGCUGGCGUGCUCAUACGAGUCGUACGACCGGACCACGGGCGUGUCGAGGUACCGGGCGCCGGCUGUUAUCGGGCGUGACAAGGAGAACAAGGUUUACGAAUACUACGACCCUGUCGACUCGCUGCCUGGGAGGACGGGCUGA
Parathielavia appendiculata is the source of this 1512-nucleotide messenger RNA. Its product is annotated as kama family protein. Gene Ontology annotation, molecular function: catalytic activity; iron-sulfur cluster binding. The transcript has 5 exons. Lineage: Eukaryota; Fungi; Ascomycota; Sordariomycetes; Sordariales; Chaetomiaceae. The record is from RefSeq and is a predicted model, not a curated record. The coding region runs from base 1 to 1512 and encodes 503 amino acids.